GCAGGGCAGACGGAAGUAGUGUCGGCAAAGUAGCCCCGCAGUCCGUGCAGCGCGGUACUGCAGAGCUGGAUCUUGGCUCACGCGACUUGGGCCAAGAUGCCGCGGUUCGCCUUGACCGUCAUCCGCCAUGGUGAAACAAGACUUAAUAAGGAGAAGAUCAUUCAAGGACAAGGUGUAGACGCGCCCCUUUCUGAGACUGGGUUUUGGCAAGCAGCUGCCGCUGGGCAGUUCCUGAGCAAUGUGCAGUUUACGCAUGCUUUCUCCAGCGACCUCACGAGGACUAAGCAGACCAUCCACAGCAUUUUGGAGAAAAGCAGAUUUUGCAAAGACAUGCCAGUGAAGUAUGAUUCCAGACUCCGAGAAAGGAUGUACGGAGUCGCGGAAGGCAAACCACUAAGCGAGCUUCGGGCCAUGGCCAAAGCCGCUGGGGAAGAAUGUCCCAUGUUCACCCCACCAGGAGGAGAGACAGUAGAGCAGGUAAAAAUGCGCGGAAAGGAUUUCUUUGAUUUCAUUUGUCAGCUAAUCCUGGGCAAGGCAGGCCAGAGAGAAAGCUGCUUGCCUGCAGCUCCGGGCAGCUGUUUGGAAAGCUCCUUGGCAGAAGUUUUCCCUGUGGGAAAACAUGGCAGCUUGGGGACGAAUCCCAAAGGUGGCGCCCUGGGCUUGGCAGCCAGCAUCUUAGUUGUGAGCCAUGGUGCUUACAUGAGAAGCCUCUUCAGUUAUUUUCAGAGUGACCUCAGAUGCUCGUUGCCAGGAGUGAGAGACAAAUUCGAACUCUCCUCCAUCACUCCCAACACUGGGAUCAGCGUCUUCAUCAUAGAGUGCGGGGAAGCACACGCGCCGUCCAUUCAGUGUGUGUGCAUGAACCUUCAGGAGCACCUGAAUGGAGUGACUGAGAAGCACUGAGGGUGCAGCCUUUCAGCGGAGCCUCUGAAGGCAGUGCCUUGGCCUUUGUGUUUCUGUCCUCUGCUCCUGCCGUUUUAGAAGCAGUCGAGAAUUCUUACGAUAAAGCCCCACCGGGGUUCUGGCUGUAUCAGACAUUAGUGGGAAUCUACUCACAGCCAACCUGGUUUUUCCGAGACAUCAUUUUCUACAGUGAUUUUGUCACUCUGUCCCAUUAUGUCUUUGAUCUAUUAACUUAUGAGGACGUUCAGUGUUGCACAUUGGGGAUAAGUAGCCUUCUUUUCCACAUGCUUCCUUUCUUUGGCCUUUUUGAUGUCUAGAUGGUGUUGCAUUUUGAGGAUAAUUGUAUGCUUUUCCACUUGCUUACCAAGUGCUUGCAAGAAAGAAUGGUUUCAAUAA
This is a messenger RNA of Mastomys coucha (southern multimammate mouse), 1299 nucleotides long. It is a transcript of the gene Tigar, whose product is annotated as TP53 induced glycolysis regulatory phosphatase. The record is from RefSeq and is a predicted model, not a curated record. Lineage: Eukaryota; Metazoa; Chordata; Mammalia; Rodentia; Muridae. Gene Ontology annotation, molecular function: fructose-2,6-bisphosphate 2-phosphatase activity. Bases 97 to 903 code for a protein of 268 amino acids. Gene Ontology annotation, biological process: fructose 2,6-bisphosphate metabolic process; negative regulation of programmed cell death; positive regulation of DNA repair. The transcript has 6 exons. Gene Ontology annotation, cellular component: cytosol.